AGUUUUCAGUGCGAUAUCUCCUGCCCGUCCUACAAGAAUCUUGGUCAAGCGACACCUCAUUUAACCCUUGGCUUUUUGAAAGAAGUGAUGUUUAUCAGUAUCCGCUACCUCUUGAUUUUCUUGAUUUUGGCUUGCGGAGUUUUCAAUAUCGCCAACGGAAGAAGACCCAGAAGAAUUCGAAGAGUCAAAAGGCAUUGCGCUUCUUUCGACAUUGGUGGCGUUAAAGUGAGAAGAUGCGGAUGGUAUUGAUAAAGUUGCAGAACCUAAUGACAUUCCAACACCACAUAUUGGUCAUAACAUGCAAAGUUGAUAAAUUUUUAAUAAAACUCGACGACGAAGAGGUGCUCACAAGACAACCUUGGUUUGUAACCAUAGUUGAACAUCGCAUUUUCUUGGUUAACCACAUUACGAUAGAGGGC
Molecule: messenger RNA, 419 nt
Organism: Cylicocyclus nassatus
Lineage: Eukaryota; Metazoa; Nematoda; Chromadorea; Rhabditida; Strongylidae
Source: the annotation of a GenBank genome assembly